This is a messenger RNA of Paraphaeosphaeria sporulosa, 1602 nucleotides long. RefSeq names its product FAD-binding domain-containing protein. Gene Ontology annotation, molecular function: FAD binding; oxidoreductase activity. Bases 1 to 1602 code for a protein of 533 amino acids. Lineage: Eukaryota; Fungi; Ascomycota; Dothideomycetes; Pleosporales; Didymosphaeriaceae. The record is from RefSeq and is a predicted model, not a curated record. The transcript is spliced from 2 exons.
AUGUACGCAAAGUCGCUUCUCGCUCUCGUUCCUUUCUUCACGACCUCGGUCGUUGCGGCGCCAAAGCAUCAGCGGGAUGCGGCUUCGGAUCUCCUGGCCUGCGCCAAGAAGGUUCUACCUGCUGCUAACAUCGUUUCUCCCUCGGAUGCAUCCUACACUACUGCCCGCACUGGUGUUAUCCUGUUGAACGAGGGCCAAUUCCCUGCGUUGGUCACAUACCCCACCCAGCAGAGCCAGGUCGGUCCUCUCGUCAAGUGCGCCGUCAAGAAUGGCUUCAAGGUCUCUCCCCGCACGGGAGCUCACCACUUCGAGAACUGGUCUGCCCUGAACGGCUCCCUCGUCAUCGACAUCGAGAACAUCUCCUACGUUCUCCCAGCCAAGGACCUGAAGAGUGCCACCGUAGGCGGCGGCGCUCGUCUCGGUGCCCUCUACUCCAUCCUUGAGGGCUACGGCAUCACCUUCACAGCCGGUAUCUGCGCCUCCGUUGGCAUCGGUGGCUACCUUGGAGUUGGCGGCUACAACAUGCAGAUGCGCACGCACGGCUUCGCUGUCGACCACGUCAAGUCCGCCAAAGUCAUCACUGCUGCUGGUGACCUCGUCACCAUCUCCCCCACCUCCAACCCAGAGCUCUGGUGGGCCGCCCGCGGCGGCGGAACUUUUGGCAUCGUCGUUGAAGCCGUGCUCGAGACCGCCGUCCUCCCCCGCUCCGCCAUGUUCGUUGCAAACUUCAAUAACGCCACCACACGCUUCGAGGCCCUGAAGAAGUACAACGCGUGGGCCCCCAAGCAGGACCCGAACUUUGAAUCUCAGUUCAACUUCUACAGCGACCGCACGCAGAUCUUGGGCUGGUAUCUGGGCAAGAAUAAGGCGCAGCUUGAAGCCAUCCUCGCCAGCUCUGGUCUUUCGUCUAUCCCGAACGCCGAGAUCAAAGUCACAGGCAACUGCAGCACGGCCAACUCCCGCAACUUCUGGACCUACACCCAGGACGAGUGCACAGACGAUGCUACAGCUAACGCCGCCUUCUACGGUCAGUACAACGUCGCGCCCGACGCUUUGACCCCUCUCCCCGGCCAGGUCGCCGUCUCCGCGAUCAGCAGCCAGCAGGCGGUGCCCUCGAUCCCGCGGGCGGCGCUAUGGCAGCGCGGCAACAUCUACACGAAGACGUUUGUGGAGACAAAGGACCGCCUACUCGGCGAUGCUGAUCUCCAGUGGAUCGUUGACAACACGGCGAACCUGCCCAGCGGCAUGGGCUUCUGGAUCGAAGUCACGACCUUCAACGUGUCCACGCCUGCGUCCGACUCGGCGUUCCCGUGGUCCGACAAGGCGAAGACGCUGUGGCGCAUGCAGGUCGAGAACGUCGAACCGUACAAGGCUCAGAGCAAGGCGCUGGCCGCGCUGUUUGAGGCGCAGUUCCGUCCACGCGUUGGUCCGUACACCUACGCCGGCUACAUCGACCAAGCCAUCACCGGUGACAUCGUAACGGCCAACUACGGGCCCAACGUGUGCCGCCUCGUCAAGGCGCGCCAGAAGUUCGAUCCCAACUUUGUCUUCUACAACCCAGGUGCUGUACCGCCGAAAGCCAAGGCCAGCUGGAAGUGCUAG